Molecule: messenger RNA, 4358 nt
Organism: Stegostoma tigrinum
Lineage: Eukaryota; Metazoa; Chordata; Chondrichthyes; Orectolobiformes; Stegostomatidae
Product: transmembrane protein 74
Exons: 1
Coding region: 1234-2031 (265 amino acids)
Source: RefSeq, a predicted model, not a curated record
UCCGGGAUUGACACAUCAUCGGGUCCAGAAUGUGAGCGGCGCAGCCCAGCGCAGGGAGGGAUCUCGGUCAGACACUGGCCCGCUUUCAAUUACACCGAGAAGGACAAGCCUGGAGCGAAAUACCGCAGAAAGCCGGGACCAGGUAUAUCAGGGAAAGAAAAAUACUGCUUAUGAUUGCAUAGCCUUCACUGGUGCGAAUGCGGGAUCAGUGCUAAUUAUUUUCAGAGAUAUUUUCACUCUCUCCUGAUCUUCGGGGCACGGAGAGAAAGAGAAAGAAAGAGAGCUGAAUAUAUAUAGGCAGCCGCGUGUGACUAAAGUGAACAAGAUUUUAUCUCUGGAAUCAAGAGUUCCUGGCAAAGGCUUUGUUGGGCGUUGGUUUGAAGUUUAUCGCCUUUGAUUGACAAAUCUAUUUUUUUUAAAAAAGCGGUGUGGCUGGAGGAGAGAAAGUUUCGGUUCUCAAUUUUCUGACGUAUUUAUACCUGGGGAUUGCUAUGCUUAAGAUUUGUAAACGCGGCACUCUGCAAACACAGGAUUUACGAGGAGUGAAAGGGAGCUCACCAUCUGCUGCCCAGGAGUAAUUUGAUUUUAUGCUAAUGGGUUCUAUUCCUGACUGCAAAGAAUUUAAAACGGCGUAAUCAUGGGAAUGAGGUUAGUUUAUUAAAACAAAAUACUGGGCUCUGAUAUCGAUGCAAGUUAGAACACCCAGUUCUACAUACACUCCGCCUCUUGCCCUGAGCGACCAGAGAAGCGUUAAAUGAGACUACAGGAGCGCGCCCAACGUGCAGUCUAGACUGAUCUACUCUUUUUAAGUAGCGCAUCAAUGUGAGUUUUCGAAAUUCCUGUUAUUUUAAUGAACUAGGCUUUUUUUUAAAAAAAAACUCAACAGAUACACGUUUCCAUCUGGUUAAUUCACGGUUCAGCGCCAGUCUAUUAAUGCACGUUUAAAGCUAUUCCCUGAGAGCGGGAGGCUGGUUCUGUUCCAACAACGAGAUACAGAAGCACAGAGAUGGGAGAGGCACUGAAACAUGUUGACUCCGAUCUGACUUUGAGCUUCGUGAAGAGGUUGUGGCGCUAACUGGAGGCUAGUUCUGGCUGAAGGGUUUAUUUUUACAGUCAGUAUCAAACUGCUGGAGAGCUGUGUGCUCCUCUGUCCAGGCAGCUGAUUUCCAUCAGAGAUGCCUUAAAAAGGAUACCCGUGGGUGGGUUUGGAAGGGACAGACCUCGCAUUGUCAAAUGGCUUCUGUGGAAUUGGUUUAUCUCGGAGAAGGCAACAGUCAACCGUGUGCGUGGAAAGAACUGGAAUGGGGAUUGCACGCGUCGUUCCCGUGCCUCUCCAGUUCAGCACCAGGGACAGCUCCGUACGACAGCUACAGCUGUAAACACGAGCAGCGGUACCACGCAGCCGGCAAAGGCGUCCGGGUGUGCUGCUGCGACCGGGAACUGGAAACAUCUCUCACUUACGUGGACGAAAAUGUCAACUUGCAACGUGCAAGUCCGGCUCUGUCCGACAAAAGCUACACAGUGCAGUCCUACCGCGGCUCUUCCAGCGACAUCAGAACUAUCCCUGAAGGCUUGCCGGAACUCUCUAUAGAGUCUGAUGGUGACAGCUCGUCAGAGAGCUCGGACACAUCCGUGGACUAUGGCUUUAUCAGCGCCCUGCUCUUCCUGUUCAGUGGGAUCACGCUGGUCAUCAUAUCCUACGUGAUCCCCCGCGAUGUGACUGUGAAUCCAGACAGUGUUUCGGCCCGGGAGAUGGAAAACCUUCAAAAGGAGAGCGCCCGGGUCGGGGCUCACUUGGACCGGUGUGUGAUUGCUGGGCUUGGCCUUUUGACCCUAGGGGGAAUCCUCCUCUCCACUUUGUUAAUGAUCUCAAUCUGCAAAGGUGAACUAUAUCGAAGGCAGGGGCUUGCAGCUGUGGGAAGAUCGGGAAAAAUCUAUGGGUCUUUUAGCCUUCGCCUGAAAUCCCCAGGUCCCGACAGUUCCAUGCAACGUUUCCCAAUGGACGGCGACGACACUAUGAGCAUUGAUUAAAUUGUGCUGUACUUUGUAAACUUUAAACGUAUUUAAUUUGUUGACCACACAGACUGAUGUUCUAAAACUGUCCAGCUUGAAGUGGCCACAGCAUCCCAGUCCCACAAGACAACUCAUGCAACACGGACCGAGCAAAUGUCUGUAAACAAUUUCACCACGUCAAUUCCUAAAUUUUGAGGAGACUCACAAUCCAACAAUCCGCCCCCGUUCCCCCUACCCCCGUUACUUUACGCAAUCUGAUUUGUUUGUAGGAACACAGGAAUAAGAGAAGGCCAUUAAAUCUUUCGAGCCUGUUCCGUGAUCAAAGUCAAUCUGAACAUCACGUCCAUUCCCACCUCUGACCUCACUCCCCUAAUAACCCAUUAUAUUUAAAUAAACUUGAGUUGACUGCCAGCAUCCGCAGGUUUUUUAAUGGGACAACGAUCCAGAUUCCCACUGCUUUUAGCCUAAGGAAGUAAUUCCUGAUUUCAAUUCCUGGCUACAAUUUAAAAUGUUUAUCCUGUUUCCCCGCCAUCCCCAUCAAGAAAUAUACUUUCUCUUUAUCUAUUUUCUCUACCAACCGCGCCUGAUUUGAAUUGCAAUUUGGUCAACCCUCAAACUUCCUAAUUUAUGCAAAAACAAAAGGCUUAUUUCCACUUGCUACUAUUAGUUUUAUUUGUGUCUUAUCAGAAACGUUUAAUUCAUCAAGUGCAUUUACUUCUGGUACAAAAAUGAAAUGCUGAAAUUACUCAACAGGUCAGGCAUCAUCUGUGGAGAGAGAUGAGUUAAUGGUUCACUAUUGAUCUCCAUACUGCCCAUCGACCCCCAAAACACAGACUUAACUUUGGUGCCUUGAUCCAAUCAAAAUGAAAUCCAGCAACUCUCCAACAUUUUCUGAACUCUCGUUAUAUAGAAAGCCACAUGAUUAUUUAGUGACGUUAAGCCAUUUAUUGGGUAGCUCUUUCAAAGACCCGGCACGGACAUGGUAGGUCAAAUGGUCACUUUCUGCUCUGUAAGAUUCUAUGAUUCAUUUUACAGACUACAAAGUCCAGGCGCCUCAAGGAUGACUUGUACACCACUGAUGUGAGCUAUUCACACCAUAAAUGUCUGUAGUACCUCUGGUGCAAGAACAACAGGUUAACUCAUUCAUUCUAGUGCACACAGAUUGCAGCCUACUUCAAAAGGGAUCUUGAAUAUAUUUGGUUGUGUUUUCUACACAUAUUUUACACCUUGUUACUUCAGAAAAGCCAUUACUAGUUGAUCAGGAUUGUACCAUUAGUAUGCUGUUUUGUUCCCAAAUAGUACUCAUAAAUCAGUGCUCUUUGUUAGGACAAAUAUGCAAAUAAAUGUUAGCUGAAACUUGCAGUAUAUAGCUUUGUUAUUAGAGAUUUUAAAAAAUGACUAUGCUGUACUUUUUCAUUGUUUUUACCUAAUCAAAUGUCAAAUAUCACAUGUACAUUUGAAUGAAUUCAAAGGACACAAUGACAGAAAGAUGACAUUUGAAACAAAGAAAACCUGUCAAGUCUUUAGUAAGUCACUCCAUUCUAGUCAGGCAUUCUCCAAGCUGUUUUGAUUUUCUUACGGCCUCUUGGGUAUCAUAUUAGCUACGACCAGCAACAAUAAUGUGGAGGCUUUGAGAACAUUGGGUGAGUUUUGCAUUACUUCUUUAAUAAAGCAAUUUAGAUAGCAAAAUUUGGAAUCCUAAAAGGAGAGUGACACAAUAUUUUAAGCCAAAAUUUCACGCUGAAUUGGAAAGGAAUUCACAAUAUUCUGCUAUUCUAAUAAAACUUGCUUCUUGACUCUCCUCCAUUUCCUGUUUUACCUAUUGCAGUUCCUUGUACUGUUGUUUCUCCCCUACAACUUCCAGUUAGCAUUCUACAGAUUUGAUCAUUAUGCUGAUACCUCAGCUCCCAGCUCAGCCACCCAUAUUUGAGCGGACCCGUUCAUUUCGAUUCACAUCUUCUUCUCUGCCUCAGGUCUAUGCCUCCUCCAUCAGAGAAGCUACAACUGGACACUUGCCUAGCUCCCGCUGAGUGGAAUUCAUGUAUUUCUUACAGAAACAGAUAUAAACUUGUUUGUAAUUUCUAGUCUUUGUGUCCUGUGCCAUGGCAGUGCAUUAGCAGAUUAAUUAUACAGAGCCUUUCUAAUUAAACUGAAAUGGCAACUUAUGCCAGUUAUGAAAAAUGAUUAGCUCCACCAGUUACUUUAUUGUACAGGUAUUAAGUCUCUAUUUACUUAUUUACUGUAAGUUUUUAUGCCUUAUUCAGUAGUAUCAUAUUUAUUUUACUGAUAUGUUCAAUGGUUUAACAAAAAAAAUUGGUUUAAAAUAAAGUGCUCUUUCAAUGGUA